AUGAUAAAACUGGUCACACUGUGCGACCAUGGCCCUUCUCAGGCAGAAGAAGAAGAUGUCAAAGAAAAAGAUGAAGUUCAAGAAGAGAUCUCCCCAUUCCAGUCAAUCGCCAACAUAGCCAACUACCAGAACCAGACCCUGUUGGGCAGCCAUCACCAUCUGCUCCACAUCGCCGAACCGCAACUGCAACUGCUGCCCGCAGUGACGACAACAACGACGCCGACGCCGACGCUGACGCCAACAACACAGCAACCAGUAUCCAUAGUACCCAAUUUGAAUACACAGAGUCCACUAACACUAACACACACAACAUACCUACAACAACAACAGCAGCAUCAACAGCAGCAACAACAACAAGAACAACACCAGCGGCAAGUGUUCGAAAAAGCCAUCACCAUUUCGUCGAUUGCGAUUAAACGCAGGCCGACGCUGCCGCAAACGCCAGCGAGUGCCCCACAGGUGUUGUCGCCGUCGCCCAAACGCCAGUGCGCCGCCGCCGUUUCGGUGCUGCCCGUGCCAGCAGCAGCAGUUGCCGCACCAGCUGCCCAUCUGCAGUACGCUAGCUCGCCGGCAGCAGCAGCAGCCGCCGCCGCCGCAGCAGCAGCAGCAGCACUCAAAGGUCAUCAGUUGAGCUUUGCACAUCCCACACAGUUUGCGGCCGCCGUUGCCGCGCACCACCAGCAACAGCAACAGCAGCAGCAGCAGCAACAACAACAGCAGCAGCAACAAGUCGCCUACGCAGUCGCUGCAUCACAACAACAGGCAGUCCAUACACACCAGCAACAUCAUCAUCAACAGCAGCAGCAGCAACAGCAACAACAACAACAGCAGCAACAACAGCGUAUAGUUCAGUUCAAUCAGGCGGCCGCCGCCGCUGCAUUGCUCAAUCAGCAUCUACAGCAAUCGGCCGUUGCAGCUGCCGCUGCACAUCAGCAACAGCAGCAGCACGUGGCGGUGCUGCAGCAGCAGACACCUGCCCAUUACAGUGGUUAUCAGCUGCGACACGCCCACACAGCUUACGCUCCACAACAGCAACAUAUUGUGCUGAGCAACAGCAACAAGCAGCACCAGCAACAGCAAAGCAUUAGCAGCAACAGCAACAGCAGCACAGCGGCAACUGCAACUGUAGCAGCAGUGAGCAGUGCGCUAAGUGUUACCACAGCAACACCAACAGCCGCAACCACCAACACCAGCAACACCAGCAACACCACCAACAGCAGCUCCCCGGGCAGCUCCACGCACGAGUCGCAGUCUCACGAAUCCGCGUCAAUUUCAGCGCCGACGACUCCCUCGCCGGCUGGCAGCAUCAGUGCCGUCGCGGCCACAGCAGCAACAACAGUCGUUACCAGCGAUAGCAACAACAACAACACAACAGCAACUACAACUACAAACGGCAACAGCAGAGACGCCAGCAGCAUAAUGGAAAAUCAGAUGGCACUCGCCCCAUUGGGACUCUCACAGAGCAUGGACUCCGUGAACACCGCCAGCAAUGAGGAAGAGGUGCGCACAUUGUUCGUCAGUGGUUUGCCAAUGGAUGCCAAGCCACGAGAGCUCUAUUUGCUAUUCAGAGCCUAUGAGGGCUACGAAGGAUCUCUACUAAAAGUAACUAGCAAAAAUGGCAAAACUGCAUCGCCCGUUGGUUUUGUGACAUUCCAUACAAGAGCCGGUGCCGAGGCAGCUAAGCAGGAUCUGCAGCAGGGUGUACGCUUCGAUCCCGAUAUGCCCCAAACAAUUCGCUUGGAAUUCGCCAAGAGUAACACGAAAGUGAGCAAACCCAAACCACAGCCCAAUACAGCGACAACAGCCUCACAUCCUGCAUUGAUGCACCCACUCACUGGACAUCUGGGUGGGCCUUUCUUUCCGGGCGGACCCGAGCUAUGGCAUCAUCCGUUAGCGUAUUCGGCCGCCGCUGCCGCUGAGCUGCCCGGUGCGGCUGCCUUGCAGCAUGCAACACUCGUGCAUCCGGCACUGCAUCCGCAGGUGCCCGUUCGCUCCUAUCUCUGACUAAAUACAGACAAAGUAAUGGAGCAGCCUAUGCAUCAAACUCAAAUAACAAUGCCACAUCAUCAGACAACUGCUACCGCUUUACAUCCCAGCCAGGCGGCAAUGGCACACAUGGCCGCUGCUGCCGCUGGCGGUGGUGGUGCUGCCGCUGCCGCUGCUGCUGCUGCGGCUACGGCGCCACAGGGCGCUGCUGCUGCAGCUGCCGCUGCCGCUGCUGCGGCUGCAUCACAUCAUCAUUUUUUAUCCAGUCCCGCGUUGGCAAGCCCCGCCGGCUCCACCAACAACGCUACACACCCGGCCAAUCCACAGAUAGCCGCCAAUGCGCCCUGCUCCACGUUAUUCGUGGCCAAUUUGGGCCAGUUUGUGUCCGAGCACGAGCUCAAGGAGGUGUUCUCUAGUAUGCCUGGCUUUUGUCGCCUACGAAUGCACACAAAAGGUAUGCACAAUAUCACAACUUCUAUGCCUUCAACUUUGUCUUCAACUCUGACUUCUCCAACACCAACUUCAACCUUCCUCACUGCAACUGCAGCAGCAACAGCAACAACUACAAGCUGCAAUACUGCAUUAGUCAACGGCAACCACAACAACAACAACAGCAACGGCAGCAAUGGCCAGCCACAGCAACAGCAACAUCCGGUGGCAUUUAUUGAAUUCAAAGAUGCCCCAAGUGCAGCACAGGCCAUGCAACAGUUGCAGGGCAAAUAUUUGCUUAGCUCGGAUCGCGGCUCCAUACGCAUUGAGUAUGCCAAGACCAAGAUGCUGAAUGAAGUAACGCUGCCACUGAUCAGUAGCAGCAGCAAGACUGUGGCAGCUGCCCCGCCACCACCACCGCUACCAACAGCAGCUACACAUCAGCAACUGUUCAUAUUGAAUGGCGGCCUGGAGCUGCCACCACCACCGCCCCCGCAUCUGGGUCAUAUUAAUAACACAAAUAUGCUCGUUACUGCACCAGCACCACUUGCAAUAUCAAAUACCCCACAACAGCAGCAGCAGCAGCUUCAGCAGCAACAGCAUCAUCAAUUUCAACUACAGCAACAUCAACUGCAGCAGUUGCAUCAGGCGACAACUGGCUGCACCACCAGCACCACUAGCGUUGUUGUUAACUCACUACAGCACCACCAACUUCAUCCAAAUCAGCACCACCAAAAUCAUCUCUUUAGAGACCUCGGCUCGUUUACUUUGCAUGACAGCAGCCACAGCAGCAACAACAACAGCAACAGCAAAAGCCGCAGCAGCAACAUGGGCUGCAGCAACAUCACAGCAACAGCAGCUAAAACUUAGACCAGGCAGGCAUUUAAAUACAAAUUAUAAAAAACAAAUGUGGGCAGAAUAACAUACACUCACCACACACCCGCUAACAACACACACACUCACAGGCAACAUACACACGACAGCAGUAACUAUAGCAAUGUGUAGUCUUAUAGCACUUGACUUUACGAUUUAUACUCGCACACACACAUACACAUUUCUGCAGACUUAAUAUGGUAACCUGAACUCCAGGCGCCAGCAAGUGCAAAGUUCCAUUUAAACCAGCAAAUAUAGAAACACAUUUUUUUGCCCCACUCAGUAUGUGUGUGUUGCUGCUGCACGUAUUUAAAAUGCGAAAAGACCACAUAAAUUCAUUUUUUCAAUUUUCGUGCAAGAAAAAUAGAACAACCAACGAUCACAAACAGCAACAGUAGCAACAACAACAACAGCAAAAAGAGCAAACAAUAAACAGAGAACUUCUUUAUAAAAAAUGCAAAGGAGAAAGCAAGCCACGCCCACAAUCAAGUGCUGCUUAUUGGAUGCCAGGUGGGGAAAGAAAGGAUAAAGGGUAAAGACAAGAAGGACACAUGGUGGGAAAAAUCGCUAGACGAUAAACAGGGCCGCAAUUUUUAUUUUGUUUUAUUUUACUUUAUGUUUAUAGUUGUAUUAUAAGCUUUAAAAUGAAGCCGACCAUAGAAGAAAGUAGCAAAACUUUAAUCUGAAUAAAGAAAGCCUAAUACAUUUUUUAUAA
Messenger RNA from Drosophila innubila, 4003 nucleotides. RefSeq names its product protein couch potato (gene cpo). The transcript is spliced from 10 exons. Gene Ontology annotation, molecular function: mRNA binding. NCBI's taxonomy places the organism in Eukaryota, Metazoa, Arthropoda, Insecta, Diptera, Drosophilidae. The record is from RefSeq and is a predicted model, not a curated record.